AUGUUUGGAAAGGCUCGAUCUUCCAUUCCCGUACCAGGUAUUAAAAGUGGCAUUCCAAUGAAGAGAAAUGCUCAACCGACCUCGACCGGACGCUCGACGCAAGCCGGUACUAGUUCAGGAAUACCUGUAGCUUCCAAGGUUAGAAAACAAGCCAUUAUUUUACAUGUAACUACCAAGCUUGCCUUUGUGAUACAGCUCCUUAAUUCGCUUUAUCAAAACUUAACAAACUCGGAUUUUAUGGUGAUUAAAAUAGUGAUCAAGCUGUAACGGGAAAAUGCGAGCUUCUCUGAUUUGCUCUUGACAACAGACGAUUGUGAUCUCAAAGCAAAUAUUCGAAAGUUCCGUUGGUAAGGAAAUUUUGGAACCUUUUUGAUAUAUGUUUCUUCGGUUGUCCAAGCGAGCCAAUUUAAGUUUUUGCCGCCAGAUAAGUUAGAAAACUUUUGGCGAGAAUUUGUCGGUUUGUUUAGUUUGAGACUAGGGAACUGAGGAGAGCUAGGAUCGAUUGUUUUUAUAUAGAGGGAACUUCGUCCUCUGAUCUUUUACAGUUGAUCUAUAAUGAAUCCCUUGUUAGUUAUAAAACGAGCAUACUAUCUAGAGAACCUAUUAUCGACCAUUUAUCUUCCAGAGCGUUCAAGGUAUAUCGCGUACAGCCUUUUUGAUUGGGAAUGUGUUGUUCAUUAAAACUUAAAAUCGUGAUCGAUUAAUAGCACAACCAGAAGCUAACCAGAGUGUUUGUUAUGUUUUCAAUCUAGAAAAUCGGGAAACACAGGCAAAAGAUCAAAAGCGAUCGCUUUUAAUAGUCUUGGUGAAUAUCUUUCUCGAUUAUUAAAUCUGCAUCCAUGGAGUCACGCAAUACGAUUGCUAGCAUGAAACCCUCAGCGCCCCGACAAACGUUGACAUGUUUUGGCAGGCUCUUCUUACUAGUGUAAAUUUUGUCAGUAUAGGGAGGAAAACAUUUGUCUGUUUUAGCGGCGUUCUCGUUUCCGUAACUUACUGGGUGCAACCGCUUGUUUCUACCCCCGGGGGGCGGGGGUACUCGAUAUAUCCUUGGGUGGGGAAGUGCGGCCCGGCCCCUCAUACCCUGACCCUGUUUAAGACAAAAAUCGCUGAUUUUCCUACCCUGUUUAGACAGAUUCCGAUUUUUGAUACCCUGUUUAAGACAUUUGACCCGAAACCAUACCCUGUGUAAGACAACAACAACAACAACAACAACAACAACAAGUUUAUUCAGUAUUACCAUUUUGUACAGGUAAAAUAACAAUAAUAAACAGCUAAGUUUAAGGAAAUGCAGAUAUGAUGAACGGUAGAAUUAACUAUGUUUCUUUCGUCUUUCAAAUGCUUGAAAGAUGAAAUUAGCAGCUAGCCUGCUGAUAUGUGAAUCACUAUUGUUAAAAAGAAAACAGACUUUAUCAUGGAUAUUGUAAUGUGUAAAUAAUGUAUUUCGGUCGUUGAUUUGUAAGACGGUAAUAAAUAUCGAAACUCUUCCUUAUUUAAUCCAUUGGCAAUCACAAAACUGUUUACAUCUUGAUCAACAGACUCGUAGUUUAGUUCAUAGAACAUACGCGCAGGCUGUUUAUCGUCCAAGAAAAGAUACCUCGUUUAAGACAAAAAUUGAUAAAAUCGAUACCCGGAUUAAGACAAAAAUCCAGACAAACAUACCCUGGCAGGCCGCACGUCCCCAUUAAGCCCUUAUAAGGGAGUACCCCCCCGGGUUUCUACCUUUGAAACUCGACAUUCCUAACUAAAAUCACGCAAUCUAUUAAUACUGUCACGCAGUGGAAGUUCAAAUAUAACGCACACUCUGAUUGGUUGAAAAAGCGUGCUUUAUGAGAGUGUAAAGCUGUCACGCCAUCUGGCAAUAGUUUGUUUUGAAAAUAACAGAAAGUAACGCGUGGGGGAAUUUAACGGAUUCUUUAUCAUAAGACAAUUAAAGAAGCUUUCACUGUGUUCUGUUUAACAAAUAAAUUCCAUGUUGCCGUGGGUCUGUUUAGUAAUAGAUCAGAGAUGACGUCAAAAUGUUUUAAAAACAAAGAAGUGGCAAACGAGCCGCAGGCUAGGUGAGUGUGUCACUGAUGUGUUUACCACAUUUUGACGUCUUCUGCGAUCUAUUACUGAACAGACCCAAACACAUACCUGUCUCGUACCGCUUGACUGUUCGAGGAUUUGCUAGCGUAUUAGGCAUUUUAAAGUCCCAAAUGCUACUUUUCGUCUCUACCUCUUCUUUUAUUUUUUUUGUCUUACUUGUAAACAGCUUCUUCGAAAAGUUUUUUUUACGUCUUCACUUGCUCAAAGCAGAAUAAUGGCGAAAACAUUUUGUAAAAAAGCGAGUCUCUCGUAGCGAUGAUUCACGAUGACAACUGUGUUGUGAAGUUUUCUUGCAGUUUAGGCAUUCUCAAGUUGUCAGAAAACUCUAUUUGUCUUCGUUUUUCUAUUUUUCGUCUUUGUAAAUAGCUCCUGCUAAACGUUUUUCAAGGCUUUAACUUUCUUAAUCCGAAAUAAUCACACAAACAUUUUCAAACCCGCGCGUCAUGUUGAACAAAACAAAGAAAACAAGUUUCCCGUGACGUCAUCCACGUAUCUGAUAUCUAAUACACAUGGGCAACGACCAAUCACAACGCGAGUAUCAUUCACAUCAUUAUAGCGGAGCCCUCGCAGCGAAGCAUCAUGGGUAAGGAAAUUUGGUUACCUAUGCAUCCAAGAAAUUUUGAUAGUCACGUGACAGUACGUCCGCCCGCCCGAUCGCCCAUCCGUCCGCACCACAGGCACACCAAUGUAAAACAACUCAAUUAACAGAUAUGGCAACCCAAAUGCAACAAAAGAUUUCAUUUGGCAGGAAAUCGCAUGGCCACCCUCACGUUUAGGGGAAAAAUAACCACAAGGUCGAGAAUUUUUCGACGUAAUUUCGGAUGUCUAUACUCACGUGAGUGAUUGAAAACAAAGGAUACGAAUUCGUUGGAAGAAAAACGUGAACAUUUCAUAGCGAAAAUGAGGAAUGCUAACGGCUAGCAAUGUGAAAAUGAGCGGCUGUGAAAGAAUAAAAGUGAACAGGAACCAAGUAACAAAAUUUUUGGUGAGCGCACACGACAAUUCCACCUUAAAAAUAAUAAGUAACUAGGAAGUUUUACGUUUAAGUCGUGCAAAACAACGGCAAAAAAAUGUACAAAAAAAAGUGUGCUGUACGUGCCAAUUUGUUUUUUCGCUAAUUAGAUUUAUUGAUUUUGAUUCCGUUCUCAUUACACGGUCCUACUUUUUAGUUUCUAAGUAUAUUAACCAGAGCUUUACUUUUAGCCGUGGCUAAAUCUGUAUACUAUACAAUGUUAUCUGUUGUAAAGCACUUAAGAAGCAGCUAGAGCACUCAGGGAGACUACGUCACGUGUUCCCCCUACUUCUUUAUUUAUUCAGUGAUGGGAAAAAAAAAGUAUAACAGGUUGUUAAUUCUCAAUGUUAAUUAGAUAUUAAAUGUUUAGCCUUUAGGGAUAUCAUUACCAGUAAGACUUGCUAUUUUUCAGGGUAAACAGAUGACGGCAUACAACUUGCUUAUGAAUGAGAUUUUGUCUAAAAUAUUCACAACAAACAAUAUCAAUUCGUCACUCCAGUCGAAAUGUGGUGAAAAUUAGAAAAUAUAAAAACCCAACCAAAAAAUCAGCAAUUCUUGUCUCUGUCUUGUAUUUCAGUGCUAUUGUCACCGAGAUAGUACGGUAUAUAAACUGUUUUCUCUUUGUUGCGCAGACAAAUGGAAGAACUAAUUCAAACCCAGAACUCCCAAAAGACCCCAAAAUAUUAACAGAGAUGGUGAUGAACCUAGAGAGGCAAGUGCAAGAGAAGGAUGACACGCUCCGUGAUAUCAGUGACAAAUUAUCGCGGAAGUCCGAGGAAUGCGAAAGUUUAAUCGAAGAGCAUGAAAUGAUCAGAAGCAAAAGUUCGUUUGACCUGCAACAGGUAGGUACUCUUUAUGGCGCUAAAAUUUUAACAGCAUCUUUUUAACUGAAUUGUGCCAGUGGAGUCUAGCUGAGUCAGCUUGAGUCUGCCUGGGGAGGCGAAGAGGUUGACCGGUUCUGGGCUUUGACCAUUUUCUUAUCAAGUAAUAAGAUCAAAGCAAUUAGAGGAAGAUCGAUUAACAAGAUACAUUUCUAUAAUUAAGGCGAAUUUUCAUGACAAAAACUUAGAACAGAUUGGAUCGAUAGGAGAGCUGAUGUGUAACUAACUCGUGUCCCGCGCGUCCGGAGAGUUCAACAUAGAGGUGAGCCGCUGAGGGUUUGAAAGCCUGACCAUGUUGAGGACAAAAAAUUCCUAAAAUACAUACCCUUUUUAGGACAACACCCUCAAUUUUAUUACCCUGUUUAGGACAAAGGGCAAAAUGCACCCCGUCUUGUUUUAAAGCCAUUUGUUGGCAAUUGCGAUGGAGAAAAUUGACGUUAUAGUCGUUGCUUUUGUAUACUUGGAGCACAAACAAAUUUCAUCAAACAAAUCAACUCAAUCGUGCAAGCAAUACCCUUGUCACAAUUAAGACAGACUUUCUCGAAAUGAUCUUCCCUGUUUAGGACAGAGAGGAAAGUCUGUUUGGGAGUUUUUUUCCAACCUGGGCGGGUGGUUGAACUGUAAAAUGUACUCGCUUCGCCAGGUACGCGAUGUAUCCAUUCUUUACAUAUGCGAGAAGCUGUACAGUUUCUAGUCUCUGACAGUUCAAGGCUUGCCCCAAUGUUAUCACUACCCCUGGGAAGGGCCCUUCUCGCACUUCCUACUGCAUAACUGCUACAUUACGUGCCUCGAUCGCCGAUCGUUUGCCACUGACCUUUGGUGCGAAGGUUCGCUACGUAACGUUAAGAACUCCAGGGUAUGGAGGUGGACGUUCGUCCCCAUUUUUUAUUGUCUUUUGUUUUAUUCUUGUCCUUCCAUACUCCUUAAGUCUGAGUAUUGGAGAACUAAAACAUACUUCAUUUGCCAGGUAACCGAAGAUCAAGACGCUCUUCAAGAAACACUCCAGAAAAAAGACAGAUACAUACAGGAGAUGGAGGGACGCCACAGACAGGAAACCAGGGAACUGAAGAAAGAGCUUGAAGAAAUGAACAGUGAACACGAAAUCGAGCUGGAAAUGUUGAGGAAGGAGAUGGAGGAUUUAAAACUCAGGGAAGAGCGCUGGAAACGAGUGGCGGAAUUAAAGAAGGAAUCUGAUUACGAUUCCAGUGACGUUGGAUCUCGUGAUCAUUCACCUGAAGUCGAGGCUUUGAAAGAGCAAAUGGCAGCACUACAGAGUAAUUAUGAAGACGAGAUUACAGUUCUUAAGGAAAAGCUGCAAACUCAAAUUAUGAAGGCAUCCGAAGCGGUCGAAAAGGUAGAGAAUCAAGAGUUUGAGUUCCAAGAGAGCUUAAGCGAGCUUAAGAUUGCGUUUGAACAAGAGAAAAAGGCGCUUUUGAGGGCGCAUCAAGAGGAGAUCGAUGAACUGAACAGUAAAAAGACCAAUCAUAUCGAAAUAAGCCAUAAUGUUUCCAUGGACGCGUCACAAAAAGAGCAUUACGAAAACCAGAUUCAACAGUUACAAGAUCAGGUUGCAAAUUUGAGCAGUCAGCUGGAAGAAAGCGAUAACCAAAUGGCUCAGGAUUUACUGAUUAUGAAAAACGAGUUUGAAACUCAGUUAGAAGAAGCAAAGGGUGAAUUUGACAGCGAAAAAGAAGUGCUGAAGAAAACCAUAACAGAACUCAAAACUCAAGCCGAGGACGUGAUUACUAAACACCACGAAGACAUUGAACAACUGGAGCAAGCAUUUAAGAGAGAAAAGGAAGAAUUGUUAGUCAGUUCUCAGAGUCACGAGGAUCAAGUUAUCGCCGGCAAAGCCAUGCACAAGAAACUCGAAGAAUAUGAAAUUGAGAUAAGGGAGCUCAAAGAGAAUCUUCAAAAGGAACGAAACGAAUUUAUCGAGUCGCGUGAAUUAUUGGAAGGUAUGCUUUCAGAGCAAGAAAAAGAAUCUGAAGAAAGAGAAGAAAAACUUCGAGACGAACUCAACGAAGAGCAUCAAAUGAAAGUCGACAAGGUUGUCUCCGAUUAUGAACAACGUUUGCAAGCAGCGGAGAGGAGUCAUAUUGAAGGAAAAGAACUUGAUGAAGAAAAGAGAACAUCAGAAGAACUUCGGCUGGAAAUCAAAUCAAUAAAAAGGGGACACGAAAGGGAACUUGAAAAACUUUACGAAACUUUGGAAACUCUUCAAUCCGAGAAUGAAAAUCUGAAGAGGGAAUUCGAUUUAGUGGUAGGGGAUCUUUCCAGCGAAUUGGAGACCACCAAGAAUGACGGCAAUCAGGGGGUAAAGCGAAAGACCUCUCAUGUGCUGAGGGAACAAAUUGAGAUAAUAAAAGGAAAUCAAGAGGAACAAAUAAGGUUGUUAGGAGAGGAUAUAGAAUGGUACAAACAAAAAGUCGCCGAGCUUGAAGGCGAAGUGGAAAGACUGCGAGGCGUGGAAGGAAGAACCGAGGCAGAUACGGAUUUGCAUACAAGAACUGCUGAACUUGAAUAUGAACUGGAUGUUUUAAGGGAAGAAAGCCAGAAUACUGAGGCAGAGCUUGAAGAAUACAAAACUAAAGUUUCAGAUCUUGAAAGACAGUUAACACGUAGCAAGAAUACACUUGAGCAAAAUUCUGAGCAAGAAGAACGCUUGCAAAAAAUAUCUGGACUUGAAAAGCAGCUUGAAGGCGCGAUUGAGGCAAAGAUGAACUCUGAGGCUAAACUGGAAGAGUACAAAACAACUGCGGAGAAUCUACAGAAAGAGAUUACUGAAUUGAGUCAAACAAAUAAGAAGCUUGCUUCCGAGGUUAUGAACUACGAGUUACAGCUCCAGAAUCUCAAUGAAGAGUUGAAAACCACAAAAGAGAGGUCUAUCGAUGAGUUUACAACUAUGCAAGAUACGAUAGCUAAGCUGGAAGCUGAAAAACGAAACCUAGAAAAUACAAUGGAGAAGCAAUUGAAAGAAGGUGAAAUGAAGAUGUCUAAACUCAGGGAAAGCAUCGAAAAAGAGAAAGAGGAUAAAGUUGCAGCUGUUGACGCGCACAAGAAGAAGUCUGACGAAAUCAUCCUAAGGCUCAAUGAAAAUAUCAAAGUACUCGACGCUGAUUGCCAAAAGUACAGAAAAGAAAAGGAUGCUUUGGUGCAAGAGAUACAACAACUACGGAAAAGGGGACUGGAAGAUGAAGAGGAAACCAGCAAAAAAGUUUCACGGUACGAAGAGACAAUUAAAAAACUCUAUGCGAAAACUGAAAGCCUUGAGAAUUAUCAAACGCAGUCUGAGAUCGAGAAAGAAGACCUGCGAGAAGAAUUACAAACUCUUCGUUAUUCACAGGAAAUAGAACCAAUUGUUUCUGCGCAAGCGGUCAACGACAAUUUUGCGGGAAACCCUGGUUCGAACUUGGGUUUAGAAUACGAACAACAGAUGAAGGGACUUGCAGAAGACUAUGAAGAAAAAAUUGAGAAGUUGCAGGCAGAACUGGAAGCCGAAAGAAGUAAAUCCGCCUCUAACACUAGAAGAAUCGAGUCUACUAAUUAUGAGAUUGAAACGUUGCGCCAAACCCUUGAGGAGGAAAGACUUUCUGUUAAAAAUUCACAGGAUCGCAUGAUUAAAAUGCAGGAAAGACACGACGAAGAGGUAAAGAACUUAAAAGAACAGUUGCAUGUUAGUGAGAAGGAUAAUGAAGCAAAGAAAUUAUCCAAUCAGGAAGUUGUAGAGAAAGAAUUUUCUAAGACAAUCAAGACUCUCGAGGCCGACUUAGAAACUACACUUCAGGCGAACAAUGAGAAAGCAGAGAAACUCAACGAUGUCAAGUCACAACUUGAGAAAGCUUGGCACACAAAUGAAGCGCAAGAGAGAGAAAUAACAAAGCUUAAUUAUGAGAUUGAAGAAUAUCGAAGACAACAAAAGGCAAAGGACGCCAGCUCCACUGCAGAACAGCUGACAGCUAAAGAAGUGCAUGCGAAGACGGUCCAGGUUCUAAAAGCUGAUUUGGAAGCACAGCGCAAAUUGAAUGAAGAACAAAAAAAUCAGAUAAAUGAGCUAAAACUAGAGCUUGACACAUUUAAGCAACAGAAAUUAACACAUGAAGCUAAUCUAACAGCUGAACAACUUAAAGUAAACGAAGAACACGCUAAAACGGUGGUCGGUCUCAAAGCUGAAUUAGAUACAGCGCAUAAACUCAAUGAAACUAAACAAAAAGAAAAAGAGGAACUUAAACAAAUGCUUGAAGAUUUUCAGCAGCAGCAGGUAGCCCAUGAGGCCAAUUUAACGGCAGAGCAACUCAAAAUUAGCGAAGCUCAGAAAUCGCAGAAGCAAGAACUUAAGAAAAUAACGAAAGAAAAUGCAGCUUUGAAGUCCCAGUUGGAAAGUGUUCAACACACCAAUCGAAUGCAAUCUGAGGAAUUGUCAAGAAGUAAGUUUGAACGUGAUCAGCUAGAAAAGACACAGAAGCAAUAUGAAAAGAACAUCCUGGCUGAACACAUGAAAGCAGAUGAAGGAAGUGCUAGGAAGAUUAAAGCGUUAGAAGAGGAGGUGAAGCGAAAAACAGAGGAAAUGUCAAAGUUAUUCACUGUACUUGACACAGAGCAGAAAGGGCGAGAAAGAGUGUUGUUAGAAACGGAAAAGCACCUAACGCAUAUGCAUCAAGCGGAACAAGAGAAAAUCAAAUCAGAGAGAGUCAUCUCUGAUCUUAAAAGCCACAAUAACGAGCUUAGAGGUGAGCUCAUAAAAGAAAAAGAAAAGUUUUCCCGUUAUGUUUCUCAAAGUGAGAAAGCGCAGUCAGAAGAACAUGAAGAAGUUGAGAAACUUAGUAGAUCGUUGACUGAGUCGGAGAUGGACAAGGGAAAGUUGACGGGCGAAAUAGAGACAUGUAAGGACGAACUGAACAAAUUGCAAGAAAAGUAUAACAAAUUAAAAGAAAAGUUUUUAGCUCUAAAGCAAAAACACAAAGAGGAAAAGGAGAAGUACGAUGAAGUUCUCCUCACUCCGAGAAUCGAAAUGGGAUUACAAACAAGCCUUCUUGAACCUGAUGAUCUGAAUCAAACAAAGGAACAGCUUUGCUCUUCGAUGAAAGAACAGGUUAGAUUAGAGGACGAGUUAGAAAUUCUACAACGCGAUAUUAACAAAAAAAAAAGCGAAAUUCAAGCUCUGAAGCGAGCAAAUGAAGUUCUUAGAAGGCAAAAUCAAGUUCUUUAUCUCGAAACGGAAAGCUUGAGAAAAUCGGGUCACAGAGAAGGAGUUGAUUUGCCCAGUAUUGAAAAGGAGAAUGAAAAAUUGAUCCAAGACAAGGAAAAUCUUGAGAUAGAAAAUAGAUUUCUCAAAGAAGCAUUGAGUGAGAGGGAGAAACAAGAAGAAGAAAGUCAGGAAAAAGAAAGUUUAUCAGAUAAUAUGACUUUGAAGAAUCAAUUGCGAGAAUCAAAGGAAAAUCAAGUAAGAAUCGAACAAGAAAAUUCAAAACUACGGGAAGAAAACGACUUCUUGUUAAAGCAAGGUAAACGUUUACAGUCUCAGGUUGAUAAAUUAGAAGAGGAAGUUGGAAGGUUAAAAGGACGAACUCCUGUGACCUCAACACCUAAAAGCAACACUCAGCCCCCGGCUUUUGUCAGCGAAUUUAUUCGCAGCGAGACUGGGAAUCAACUGAAUGUGGAGUCAUUACCAGAGUCUUCUUUAAUGGCUUCGCCAAGUUCAUCUCUCGAGGCGCAACGAUAUGCAGAGGAAAAUCAGCGUAUAAAGGAACAGCUGCUUGUUUUACAAACGCGGUUAAGAUCAAAAGAACAUGAUGUUAAAAUACAAAACAACUUGCAACCAGAAGCAGUGCAAGAUUUAGUGAACGAGAGACAGGAGCUGUUGGCGCAAAUUGAAUCAUUGAAGGAACUGCUUGAAAAACAUGAUGACAAAGAAUUAAACAACAACCAGACAAAAGCCAAUCCAAAGGUCAGUAAAGAUAUACUCUUCUUUUUGAGCGCGCACUUUUGCAAUUAAGACCUCUUCUCCGCCGACAUUAGGGAUUACCUGCGUCACAGACUUAGCAUUAGAGAACAGCCGACAUUUCGCGACCCCACCACUGGACACAUGUACCUUGCGAACUGAAGAAUGAGGAACGAGCGCAGAAAUCUAUACUGAUGACGUUUCACAACCCAGACCAGGUAGUGUUUAUGAUUGGUUAAAGCAAAUUUCCCUUGCGGUGCGACCAAUCAGAAGCACUACUCAGAGGUAGUGACCAGUCAACAGUGUGGAAUUUCUGCGCUCUCUCCUCAGACGUCAUUUCGCGAGGAAAUAGUGAUGGCUUCCUGAAAAAUCGGCUGUUUUUUCCAGGCUAUCUUUGACGUUAUUCUUAGUGGAUAAUUUUCACAAGCGUAAUGGUGAAUUCCGUCCGAAACGCGGGCUACUCUACCCUUGGUGUCAGAAACAUGUGUAGUUUAUGCGUAGUUUCCAGUUUUGUUCAAGUCUUUAGUGAAUUGACGUGUCCACCGUAUGCGAGUAGAAACUCUGGUAACCAGGGUAAGGCUUUUCCAUAGGGGUCUGUGUAAAGGGACUAUCCGUUAUCCGAGAUGACUAAAGGCGCGAAAGCAAAAAAAGAAGUCCAUAUGCCUGCCGGAUUGUUGCGUCUUAUUAGAUAGAAGUUAAAGAGGGUUGAACAUUGAGCAUUGGAGAGUGAAGCUGUUUAGAGACAUUCAAGCGUAUUAUUAAACUGGAGAAGGCUCAAACGGCUUGGGGUUUGAACCUUUCAUCUGAAGAACUCAGCCUCGUGAAGCGUUAGCGCUCGAAGCAUUAGCUUUUCAGGGCGCUUUUCCCUUCGCUAGGGUAAAGCGCCAUGAACAAGGUUGGGUGGCCACUUUGUAAAGUUUCUUGAGAAACUAACUCGUUUAUUUCUUUUCCAGGUGAUGGAGUGGGUUUGUAACGAAAAAGCUAACACUUCAGCUGGACACUUGUUUUCUUCACCGCUUCAGACACCAAGAUCAGGUCCGACCCCUGUAACUGGCUUUACUGCGUCGAAUCUUCAAGAAUUUGACUUUUCAGUGGAAAGUUACCUUGGCUCAGCUUACUGGGAAGCGUCUAAGUUUCUUGACAGAUUGCAGCAAGUCAACUGAAAAAUAUUCAUUAUUUCGAGCUUGAUUUGUUCGAGUUACCUAGUAGCAAAAUUGACUGAUAUGAAAGUAUGCGGGGUGAAUGGUUGUUUAGUCUGUAUGUCACAGAUUAGAGACGUUUUGAAAGAAGAGAAGCCGCGGAAUUCGAGCCGCGCAUGUUCCUGGAAUGUUGAAUGCUGAGGCGAAAACGAAUAGACCAAUCCUGCGCCCGCGGGUUAUACUUGUACCAUAAUACAAUAGCCACUGAAAAUCUAUUUUGCGCAAAAUUUUUCAGCCAAAACAGAGGACAUCAACCACGUUUUUUAUGCUCCAAAUAAGCAAAAAAAAACGUACCUUUCAGCGUACUUGGCAUGACCCGUCUCUUGCAAAUUUGUAACCGCGUUUUGGACUCUUCAUUGAAGUAUACAGAUCAUACUCAUGACGACGAAAGAUUACUAGAAAGAUCUUAUUACUUUAA
Messenger RNA from Porites evermanni, 11536 nucleotides. Lineage: Eukaryota; Metazoa; Cnidaria; Anthozoa; Scleractinia; Poritidae. The record is from the annotation of a GenBank genome assembly.